This is a messenger RNA of Macrosiphum euphorbiae (potato aphid), 528 nucleotides long. NCBI's taxonomy places the organism in Eukaryota, Metazoa, Arthropoda, Insecta, Hemiptera, Aphididae. The record is from the annotation of a GenBank genome assembly.
AUGAAGCCAUUAGCAUCUGCGCUGGACAAACUACAAGGAGAAAAAAAAAGUUAUCUAGGAUAUGUGGCUCCAACAAUCUUGUCCAUAAGACUUUUAUUAUUAAACUCAACAAAUAGAGUAUAUUGUAAACCAUUAAGUUUAUGCAUAAUUCAAAAUCUAGAAAAACGAUUUGGUUAUUUAUUUAACUUAAGCAGUUCCAACUGUUCCAAGAGUAAAGCAUUUAUUAUAGCAUCAAUAAGCCACCCAAAAUUUAAAAUGAACUGGGUACCAAUAAGAUAUAAAAGUUUGUGCAGAAAGUUAUUUGUCAGUGAAUGUAAUACAUUAAGUGCUGUUAUUAAUUCAUGUCCAAAUUCUGGUUCAUCUAGUGAAGAAAAUGACGAGAGUGAUGAUGACGAAUUUUAUAACAAUUUACUAGAAAACAGCUUUUCAAAAAAUUUCGUUAAUGAUAAAUCAAAUGAGUCUGAAUGCUCCACUGACAGAAGAAGCACAAAUUUAGCUGGAAUUCAAAGUUCAUCAUUUCUUAACUAA